Raphanus sativus (radish) is the source of this 1009-nucleotide messenger RNA. Its product is annotated as E3 ubiquitin-protein ligase ORTHRUS 3. The record is from RefSeq and is a predicted model, not a curated record. NCBI's taxonomy places the organism in Eukaryota, Viridiplantae, Streptophyta, Magnoliopsida, Brassicales, Brassicaceae. Bases 156 to 707 code for a protein of 183 amino acids. The transcript has a single exon.
UUUAAGGCCUCUCUAUAUAAAAUACAGUUUUGUGUUUCUCAUCUCUUCUCUAUUAUCACAAAGAUCUUGAAACUUCUUCUGACAACACAAACGCUUCUCUCCCUUAGGGUUACCGUUAAGAGAGAGAGAGAGAGAGUUGUCCCGACUAAGCAGCCAUGAAUCCGUCACGUGAAUGCGCAGGCUGCGGGGAACAAGAAGAAGCCUUGAUAACCUUCCCCGUCAGCACACUCCGGCGACUCUGCACCGACUGUUUACUAAAGGAGCAUCGUAACCUCUUCUGCCCAAUUUGUCUCCAAGUCUACCUCACCCCUCCUCCUCCACAAGAGACCCUCGCCUGCCUCAAUUGCCCUUCCAUCGCCCACCUCCGUUGCCCUUCCUCCGCCGCGGCCGAUUCUCCCUUCACUUGCCCGCCCUGCUCCGACCCCAAUUUCUCCUUCUUCCCCAAAUCUCACCUUCUUGACCAAGAAUCAUCAGCAGCCGACGCUCUCGUCGCGGCGGCUAGUAUCUCAGCGGUUCUGAUGAAUAACGCGGCGGCUGGGUUGAAGAAGGAAGCUGAGGAGAAGAUCUUGGCAGCUAAAGAGGCCAAGAAGAGAGCUAAGGAAGCGUUGGGGAAUCUUCAGGACCUUGUUGUCAAGCAAAAAGCUUUGGAGAAGAAGAAGAAUAGUAACAACCCUAACCCUAACAAGAGGAAGAACAGUGACCGUUAGUUGAUUCUCACAAAUUCUCUCACCAAAAUCCUCUGCAUUUAUCUGUGGUACGUAGGGGUUUUUUUAAAAAAGACUACUUCUUUUGCUAUUAUCAGCUAAAAAUCAUUUGGCUUCUUCAGUUUUUUUUAGUUCACAGUGAAAGCUGGAGACUUUGAGUUUAGGGGUUUAGAUUUACUUCUUUCUUUUUGUAUAAUGGUGUGUCAGAUGCAGUGACAAUUUCAAACCCUAUUAAAAUUUGUCAUUGUUGUAUUGUUUACUGGUUUUGAUGAUGAUGUUCAUGGAAGAAGAUUUUUGUUCAUGUA